This is a messenger RNA of Cyclocybe aegerita, 1401 nucleotides long. NCBI's taxonomy places the organism in Eukaryota, Fungi, Basidiomycota, Agaricomycetes, Agaricales, Hemipholiotaceae. The record is from the annotation of a GenBank genome assembly.
AUGCCAGACGACCAUGACCACACCCACGACGAGGAUCCAGAAUACGCGCGAAAGAUCUAUCUACCACUUGACAAACUCGAUAAAUGCGCAGUAUGUGCGAAAACACAGGGCUUGAAGUGGUGCGUUUCUUGCGGUGAGAUUCUCUAUUGCUCUGUAGAUUGCCAGAAAAAGGAUUGGAAAUCUCACAAGGUCAAAUGUGGCCAAACGGACAGGAUCGACCUGACCACCUACUAUCCAUUCAUAGCCUGUACCGUUACGGCUUGCCAUAUGCAUCCUGACAUCCAGCACCCUGCCUUGCGUCACCAAAUCGUCAACUCUCCAAACCCAUACAGUGGUGAUAUCGUAGACUUUCCUAACGGCAUCUCAGCCAAACUCGUCCUUCUCGGCGACAAGAUCGCUAUGGAAGAAUUUGCUUCGCCGAAGUGGUGGCCCACCGCCGAGUCACCGAAGGUGCGCUCCAAACUAAUGCGUCGCAUCGUUAACGAAGGCUUGCUCCUGCCGAUUUUGCUGGCGACGACUAUCGCGCUGGUGUCGGAGAUCUAUACGACGAGUGCGAUUCCGCCAGGCCAGCCUCUUUGGUACCAGCUGACAGACCGCCGUCGUGUGCGCCUAUCGUACAACAAAUCGCCUAUCGUCGACUUCGGCAUCGCGAAAGGUACCUCUAUCAGGGUUACCGCGCAAGACAGGCUGGCAUACUACAACCUAGAGACGAACGAGUUCCUCAUGGGCCAGGACCCGCUCGACCACUACUGGAUGUACUUCACGACGCUCAACGGGCACGAGUACUAUCUGGAUUGCGGCAUGUUCACAUUCAAUUUCUGCCAUAUGGUCGCCGACUGUGAGAAGUACUGUCGAUACGGCCUGCCGCCCUUGAACUACGUCCCUGCUUUCUUCUACAACCAAGAGAUGGAGAAGGUCAUGCCCCUCGACUCGGAUAAGAUCGGCUGGAAGGCCAAGGAGCGCUUCUCAAUCUUGCGCAACCCCGACUUGAUCAAGACCCUCAAGUUUCCUCAACUGGAAUACUGCUCUCACGACGAACACCUCGUCUGCUCGCUCAUGGACAAGAUCGCUGGUCAGACGUGUACGUCAUGGGAGAAAAAGAUGGUCAUGACCUUCCUUCCCAACACCUGCAUGAUCCUCCGUUUGAACAUGCAGAACCGGGAAUAUAUGAACUUCCCGAAGGAGCCCAAGGUCAUGAUAGAGGUCGACCCUGGCGAGCACGUUGCUCCACAGACAGCGGAGGAGGAGAAGGAAGAUCGUGCAUAUCAGCAGUAUAUCAAGAAGUGGACGAAGAAGUUGAGGAAGGGGCAGAUCACAUCGGAGAAGUGGGACGCUGCUUUCACAAAAUGGCGGGAGAGUCCGCAUGAAGCACGUAUGGCGCUAGCAGGGGCGUCGAAGUAG